AUGACGUACAGACAUGGGAGCCGGAGCCGCUUGAGGCUCAUCGGCCUUUGUCUUCUCCAAUUGACUUUCCUAAUCGUCGCAGUCCACGGUAAGCCAGUUUUGAACCUAUCUUGAACGACGUACGCGCUACUUUUGUGAUGAUUUCUUGAGAAAUUAAGUCCACGCUAUUCAGGCGUAGAGCAGUAGGCUGUUUUGUGGCUCAUUUAAAACGCUGGGAAAAAGAUCACUUCGAUUUUGGCCUCGAAAUUUCAGCAUGGCCUUUUAAUACACCUAUCCACACGUUUCCUCCUAUUCUCAGGGCAGAAUGAUGAGAUGCGUUUGACUCCUGUCUUUUCCCAUCUAGUCAGCAUGUUGCAAUGAGGUCGAGACGGUUUAUUAUUUAAGUACAGGUAGGGGGAAUUUCUUUGAGUCUCGUUCACUUACGAGAUUGGUCACUCUGGGGACACAGCUGUGUUUUCAGAAUCCUCAGGUGAAUACAGCUCGAUUCAGUAGGGCAUAGAGCAAUUUCGGACAGUAGCCAUGGCAACUGGUGGAACGGUUAGUUACCAUUUUUAGGACAGUAUUGAGAUUGUUUAAACUUACUGCCUGACGUUACUUCUGGGUAUAGUCACAGAUGACGGCUGAUUGUCCGUUCUCCAUCGAAAAAAGUGCAGAGAUACCGGUCUCAAUAAGUCUGGGGAUAGGCAUUGACAAAGUGGCCACAAACGGUAGCGUGUGCGGAAUGUUUUAGCGGUUAACUGUAAUUUACAAGUGGGUUUUAGAAUGGAGAAAAAGUACUUAUCUGAGGUGAGCACACUGAUUAACAUGCAACGUAGUUCUUGGAUGAUUCAUGCAUGACACUAUGGUGGAUUGUAAUUGAGGAUUUAUUUGGCCACCAACCCUAAGGGAUUUGCUUAGGUAGUGUUAUUUACCACUAAUUUUCAAUGACCGCGUAGUUCAAAGCAUACUUCACACAAGUACAGCAUAAAACUCUCAUUUUAUAUGCUUGUUUAACGACAAAUUAGGUUCUCUUAAAAGUUUAUACUUGAGAAAGAGAUGACAUCUGUUUCUGAAAAGUCUCCAGCAUUAAUGGAAAAACGCCACUACCUCUUCUCCAGAACGGUUUCCACUGAUGGCUGAAAUUCUUAACCUAAAAUCGUCGUAUUACCGGGUAGGAUUAGGCUCCAUGCUGAUCAGCCUUGAAUCUCCCAUCCCCAAAAAGAUCUCUUCCAGUUGGCGGCUGAAUGAAGGAUUUCAGACAACGACUCGUCAGGUUCAGUGCGUACCCCCCAGCGUACGCAUUUGGCAGAAGGGACACUUUGUUUACAAACAAAGCAUUUGUCCGGCGCGUAACUGCGGAUAAUCUAUUCAGCGACUCCACCGUCUGAACGUAGCCACCUGUCAUCUGUCUGCUGCGUUCGGACGGAGAAGUGAGACGUUUUUGAAAAAAAAGUUAAAAUGCCCUUCGGUUGUCAUAGUAUUUGGACAAGUAAGUCUUCGAGAAAUUCAGUAAGCGAGAGUGCGUCCUACCAUUUUUCGAAAACACUGUUGACAUUCAUCAACCCGGUUGGUAUCGCGAACGUCCUCUAUUUUGGCGGGAUCCCGCACUUUGACCGUUUCACUCGGGUACAUACUUUUCAGAGAGACAGGAGCUUUAUGAAAAACUGCCAUAAAAAUUCUAGCCGGCGCGAAAAAUGGCCAAUCACAAUUAACUGACUGGUCAAAAUGUAAAUGUACCCCAUGCUUUAUGCAGGCGACCGGUGAAACAUCUAAUUUGCUCGCCUCAUUUAGAGAUAAUUAACGAUCAGAACACUAUUAUUGAUUGUUCUGUACCAAUAAAGCCGAAAUGGUGAGUGUUUAUUUAGCAAUGACUUAGUUCUUGGUAUUAUCAGCAGGCUACAGACGAGUGAUCAGUCAUUAUUUGUUCACCAGUUGAUCAAACAUAAAUUUACAAGGUGGUAUUUUGUUCACUUAAAGGCCAAGUUGAAAGCCCGACCGCAGCCGUCGGCCCCGCCGGUCCUCCCGGUGACCCCGGUCCUCAGGGCCCAGAGGGUGCCGCAGGUCCUCCUGGACCCAUUGGUCCGGCGGGACCGCCUGGGCCCGAUGGAGCUCCUGGCAAUACGGGCGCACCUGGACGGGCCGGUCUUCCUGGCAGGGACGGUCGUGAUGGACUUCCCGGUGUUGCUGGUCCCCCUGGUCCUCAAGGACCCCCUGGUCCCGCUGGAGACGCCGGCGCUACUGGCGAACCUGGCAGACAAGGCUAUAUGGGACCGCCCGGCGAGAAGGGUGAUUCCGGUUUCGACGGGCUAAGAGUAGGUUCAAACUUUGCUCGCCCCUUCCAUCUCAUGCGAGCGUAUUUAUAAAAAAAAAAAUAAAACCUACGUUACCGCUUUUAGGGUGCUCAAGGUCCAAUGGGUUCGCAAGGUCCAGUCGGUCCGAUGGGUCCCGUCGGCCAGAUGGGCCCUACCGGUAACCAGGGUCCCAUGGGCCCCCGUGGUGAGACAGGUGCUGACGGUCGACCGGGUCUGCAGGGUCCUCAGGGUCCUGUCGGUCCCCCUGGUGUCCCCGGCAUGUCUGGUGAAAUGGGCCGAAAAGGUGAACGCGGUGACAUGGGAUUAAAGGGUCCCAAAGGCGCUCGCGGUCCCACCGGUGCAGCUGGGAUGCCUGGACCUGCUGGUGAACCCGGAACAGUGGUGAGUAGCCCCUGGAGUCUCUGUUUCAGACCACACACCCUGUACAGUUUGAUAUCUACGCAUUUGAGGUACUUCUCGUGCAGCGAUCACGCAGGUCUCCUGGAAGAAGUGAAGAGUUAUUCGUCAUUUCUGAAAAUUACUAUUCAGCAUAAGCAAAAAAACAACACUGAAUCAUGUAGUUCUUGCCUGUCUGAGAUUUCUGCUGCCCCCAAAUGUACUUAUCUGAAACGAAAGCCAAGAAUUAAUGUUGGAAAAAACUCCGAUGUUGCCGAGAAGUAAGGACAACCACUCAUGUCAGCAUCGCCUGAUUUAUGCAUCUAAAUGAAAGCUUUUAUGACUGGAGCCGUUCGACAGGCAAAAGAGAGAGGGAGCCCUUGAGACAAUUCUUGUGGAAUACAAACAGUCGGUUUCAUUACUAGGAAUGUCUAAUGACAAACCGAUGUGCCGGUCAAUCGCAAAAUUGCCGUUGAAAAGUAUUGCAACGACAAAAACUAUUUGCUUAGUACGGUCUUUAAUUUCACUCUAAUUAACAUACUGCACACAUUUUAAUACGUGAUUGCUUAGCUGUUUCAGUUUCCUUGCUUUCCUUUUUGUGGAAUUUUGUCUACACCGAGGCGAAAACACACCACGUACAAACAAAAAGGCAAAUGGCUGGUAAACAGUAGUAUUAAGGAAAAUAAAAAGCUGGGAAAUGUUUGUACACUCCAGUAGCUGCAUACCAUUAAUAACACUGUUUGAAAGGACUGAGAUAUAACCAGCCUCCGCUCCAUACUUUUAUGGUUGAUACUUUCGUACUUACUUUGGAUACACGUCUGCGCUUGGUUAUCGACCUCGGGUAGGAUUCUUUCGGCAGUAUAACCGCCAUAUUCAUUUCCCUCGACCAAGUUCCUUCAGCUGACGUUUGGUUAUCCACCCACAAAAAGGACACGUUUGAACGCCUACUCACCACAAUUAUUAGCCUGGUGGAGAUGUGCUCCAUAAAGUCACAGAAAAGAAAACAUUCUACACGGCAACAUAGCGGGGAUUUGCUUCUGUUGAUACGGCUCGAAAUUUACUUACACUGAUGUAUGCCUACACGGUCAAUAUGCAUUACUUAAACGAUGCGAGAUUUAGUAUAAGGUGCACACUUUAGAGCUGUGCACGCUAAUAUGCAAUAGCAUUAAUGGUGACUGGCUCUUCUAGUAUGGUUCAUACAGGCCUCAAGGAAUGUAAGCGUCUGCUAUGACAGGAUUCAGAAAACCAUGGUCCUCCCAACCUGAUGCGUGCUGGCAGUUCUUUAACGCCUGGUUUCCUGUCAGUAGAUGCGCCUGCGCUCCUUCUGGGUAUGCAGGUCGUGGGCAGGGCUACCCCCUGUCAUCAUCCUCAUCAUCUUUCUGGCCCGUUGUGGUGGUGGUGGUGUUGUUGCUUAAAAUUCUGGUCAAGUGCUUGUUGUGGACCAGGGGGUGUGAUGGUACGCCUAUGUGCGGGUCCGGCCGUGCCAGCCACCUGCGCCCUCAUCCGCCUCUGGUCCUCUUGACUGUGUCUUGACAGCGGGCACAGGUGGGGAGGAGAGAGUGCGGUAGAUGCUGCGCAAGUCUACUCUCAUUAUAAACUAAAUCACGCGCAAGUCAUCAUGCCUGCACCACCUUGCUGUGGAACACACGACGGACAUCGUCGAGUACGACGGUCGAACUACCACUGUUCUUACAGGCAUUAAACUCUGACGAUAGAAUGCUGUGGCGGACUAUCACAUUCGCGGGAUACGGUGUAGUCUGCGGAGUUGGUUUCAGGGAGGGGAUGGUUAUAUUUCAGUCUAAUGCAUUACUCUUUUAUAAGCAUUACCGGCAAAGAUAAGGGGAUUUUGAGGAGGAUGUGCUAGCUUAUUUACAGUCAUUAGGCAGCCAUACUCCGAGAGCAGAUCGCCUUAAAACCAGGUCAUACCAGUGAACGUCAUUCCUAAUUGACGCUAGCAUCCCCUAAAUACAACUCACAAAGUCUAGGCGCACGACUCAGCUGGCAGAGCGUUAUGUUCGCUGACCAACUGGACCCGUUUUCAAGUUUGGGAUCUGAUUGGCUGACGAAGGUGACUCAGUUAUAAAUGACCAGUGAAGUAUCCCAUAUCCCUAUCCCAAUUCCCCACUCUUCUGCCACCGUCCGAAAUAGCUUUAGAGCGGAACUUCAAGGCAAAACAAAAGGCACAUAGUUUGUCCCGUAACCAGGCCGGAUCGGUGAACGCCGACUAUAGCUGCACGGAAUACUCCCUUAUGAAGUUAAUGUUAGUGCCCACGUCCUCACUCAUUUCCGGCAAAAAAUGAUGUUCUAACCAUAAGAAAGCAGAGGGGGUUAGGCGUGUAGUGCGUCGGAGGAAUCCUUGGUUGAGAAGACGCGUCUAUCAACGGGAAGAGAAAAUAGUCAAAGGGAGUACGACUGCCGCGUGCUUCAGUCACUGACCUAACCACCUCCCUGAUGAUUGAGGGACCUUCUCGGUGCCGCCACCUGCUGAUGCUCACAACUGGCGUGCUGAGGACUGUUAGAUUGGCUGGCACGCAAAGGCUAAUGAUACACUGAAACUUUCAAUCCAGUAAAGAUGAUCUGGUCACUGGCAAAACUGCCUCAUUCGUCAAGGAUGACAACUUUCAGAGUCAUAGGUUCCCUGGUCGCUGGUCUUCUGAUCCAGAAUCUACUGACCGAUCUCUCCCCACCUGCCAAAGUGUUAUUAGAAACAAGAUUGACAAAGUUCCCGGGACCACUACUCACAGGCGUACCUUCUUCUGACCCCGAAACGGCUGAAAAAGCAAAGGACAAACUUGAAUUCUACCACCUACCGUGCUUGGGACUUUAACAUUUGAAAAUAGAUUUCUCAGUGAGGAACCUCCUUGGUCGCACGAUAUUGUUCUACGUCUGCAAGAACUACUUGUAGCUUCUAAGGGCCAAAGUGCGAAAGACCUACUGUCUAUAGAAAUAAAGUCUUUACGAGAAGGAUCAAAGGUCUAUUUAGACACAAACUGCUGCCAUUGUUGUCCUGUAUAGUACAACAGUACGUCCUUCCAGUAAGUAAAAGAGGUUCCUCUUUUGUCUAGGGCGAGCCCGGCAUUGACGGUCGACCUGGCCCACGCGGUGAAACCGGUGUAACAGGCCCUCAGGGCUCAAUGGGUCCAACGGGCAUCCGCGGUGAGCGAGGAGCACCCGGUCGUCAGGGUCCAGCGGGCAGAAAGGGCGCACAAGGCGACCAAGGUCCCAUCGGUGCGUCUGGUGAGGCUGGCGCUAUCGGUCCAAAAGGUGAGAAGGGCCAGCGUGGUCGUGCUGGUGACCAAGGUGAAGCCGGUCUCCGUGGUGAACGCGGUCCGAUGGGUCUACCCGGUGCCAAGGUAAGAACAAUUUCCCAUGUGUCCUCUCUCCCUCUCGUUCCCUCUUUACUAUCCUGCCCUUCGAUGACGUCUUCCGGUCUUUUUUUGGAUAUAACCUAAACACGCGUUUGUAACCCCUCUUCUUCUUCUUUAAGGGCGUCCGCGGUGAGACUGGGAUGGCUGGAAUUUCCGGAGCCCCCGGCCUCGACGGUCGUCCAGGCGCUGACGGACCUGCUGGUGAGGCGGGUCCCCAGGGCGAACCCGGUCUGGCCGGUGCACCAGGCCCCAUGGGUCGACCCGGCGUGGAUGGAUUGCCUGGCGCUAGGGGCGAAAUGGGAAGCCACGGUGCCGAUGGACAGGUUGGCCCCAAAGGAGCCCCCGGCCCUGCCGGCCCACCCGGCCGAACUGGUUCCACUGGAAAGUCCGGAAUGCCUGGUGUGUCAGGGGCUAUGGGCCCACCUGGACCUCCUGGUCCACCGGUAAGAAAAACACCAACGAUUUCCUCUUAGCAGUUCCUUGUCUGGCCUACCGUGAUGUUUUCUGCAGAUCCUUAUCUCCUAGAGUCAUGCGUGUCACCCUUCACCAUCUUUCAGUAGGGGGUUCUAUGUUAUAGGUUUUUUUUUACGAUAAUACGUUUGCUUUUAUUCCUGAGGCAACUUUUCAACAUUUAAUAUCUCCAUCAAACUUGGGAUAACUUGACAGUUUGUCAUAAUCUUGCGAGCUACUGAAACCCCCGCACUAAUUCCCAACGUCACGCACCUAUCUGCAUUCGACUGCAGGCUGAGGUGAAAUCUUCAUUCUGUGCCCAAUACUAAAUGACAAUCCAGGUGUCAUUUUUGUUAGUCAUAGGGGGUGGGUGACGACUGAUUAUCAGAUUCCAAAUGUCUGGAAGUAUGGAAGUGUUUCUACAAACUGCUUUGUCGUGUAGAAGUCAAGAGGGGGGCCUUGAAACAUCUUUUCCAAUCCACCUUUUAAAACCUAUAGUCUGAACUCAGAUGGAAAAAGAGCUUACUACGCUUAAUCAUGUCCGUCAGUACGAAGCCGCCUACAGUAGAUUGCUAACUCAUGAAAUGUCAACCAAAAUUUCGAAAUGCGUUCUCGUUUCGAAAAGAUAAAUUAAGUUGUGUUGUAAAACUAAUCAUGAUGCAGCAUAAAUCUAUAAUGAUCCAGUUACCUAAGGCUGUCGGCUUUCGAAAGAACUUAUUUUCGGCUGCAUGCAAGGUCUAUACUCUUCAAAAAAUGACUGCUUAAGUAGCAUGCAAUUUUCUCAUUGAUUUUCGAUGCCCUUGAAAAUUCAAUUAUAUUUCAUGGAAGACAUGCAUAAAAAUAUUUAUUAUUUUACGUAUUCGGUAGAAAAUCGCGUCUUCCAAUUUCAUACGCAAAAGAAGAGUAUAAUUCGGUUUUAAAAAAGUUUCUAAUUGUGAGAUUUUUUAAUACCGUUAAAUGGCCGUUCAUGAAACGUCAUGUAUCUGCAUUUACGAAUGUGGCUGGUAAAGUUAACAAUAUUGCUCAAAUCCACUGCUUAAUUUUAUGAACCUCAUAUAGUCUCCUCUUAACACCGUAGAGAAAUGCAUGGUUUUCCGUACACGGAAAAUAUACAGCUUGUAGUUUUGAAACCCUGAAUGCAAGUGUAAUAGCAGGUCGGGUUCAAAAUUAUUCGGGAAUUAGAAAAGCUUUUUAAAACCGAAUUCUAAUAUUCUUUUGAGUAUGAAAUUGGAAGAAGACGUGAUUUUCUACCGAAUAAGUAAAAGAAUGAAUAUUUUUAUGCACGUUUUCCAUGAAAUAUAAUUGAAUUUUCAAGGGAAUCGAAAAUCACUGAUAAAAUUGCAUACUACUUAAGCAGUCAUUUUUUGAAGAGUAUAGACCUUGCAUGCAGCCGAAAAUAAGUUCUUUCGAAAGCCGACAGCCUUAGGUAACUGGAUCAUUAUAGAUUUAUGCUGCAUCAUGAUUAGUUUUACAACACAACUUAAUUUAUCUUUUCGAAACGAGAACGCAUUUCGAAAUUUUGGUUGACAUUUCAUGAGUUAGCACAUCUACUGUACAUAACAUCGGAGGUCCAAGGAGGCAAAGCAGGCUGUCACCAUUCCGUACUGUGAUCUGUCCAGAAUAAAGGAUGCCAUUUUCAUAUUAUUCUCGAGCACAGUUUACUCGGCCUGAGUCUAUGUCUCAGCUAUCAUCAGGUCAAGAUUGCUAAGUAAGUGGACAGGGAAGGGAACUUAUACUCACGUGGAGUCACUAAACAAAGGCCACCUGGAAUCGAGCUUAACGAUGGGAUGCAUUCAUAACCAAGGGGGGGGGGGAGAGGCAAUUUUGGUUCAUACCACUCCUCAUUCAGGAGUCGUGGUGGCAACUUAUGUGAAAGACGGACUCGAGUGGACCAGGUAAAAGUCGCAUCGGGAACGACUGUGUUCGUGUAGGCGACUCGGUUUCCCGGAGAAAAAGAGUUCAGCUAUCUGACCAGAUGACUAAAGAUGGAUAGUAGUCUUCAUCCUAUAACCAGUUUUAGCGCAGUAGACUACUGUCCACAAACGAGAGACCAGGCGAUUGGUCAGCAGGCAGGCAGGCGAAGGUAGUUGCCUUGGAAUGGAAGGUAGUCAUUUACCUAACCAAGCCUAGUAUGUUCUCCUGCCAUUCAAAGAAAUUCCAGUACCUGAAUGCUACGCCUUCGCUUCCUUGCUGGGGGUAGUCAUGGAUGUACACUCAAACCGUCCGUCUUUUUUACGUGAAUAAUCAGUGCGUAUUGUGUACACCUAAUCGCUGAACCCAGUAACCUUCCAACUCUUUAGGGUCUCAGUGGACCAGCUGGUGAGCAGGGUUCAAAAGGCGUUCGAGGAUUUUACGGUGCUGCCGGUGACCUCGGAGAACCCGGCAGUGCUGGUCCCCCGGGUGCUGAUGGACCCCCCGGUCCUACUGGCACAGUAGGCGCCCCCGGUUUCUCUGGUCCUCCAGGAGAGCAGGGUCCAGCUGGCAGUCCCGGAGCAGAUGGCGAGGAUGGUCCUCCUGGCUUCGACGGUAUUUCCGGUAAGGACGGAAAGCAGGGACCCCGCGGCAAGGACGGCAAACAGGGUCCCCCCGGAGCCCCCGGUGAGCCUGGACCCGCGGGUCCUCGCGGUGUUCGCGGUGAACGAGGUCUAACCGGCCAGAAGGGCGAUGCUGGUGAACCCGGUGAUGAAGGCGUAAUGGGCUUGCCUGGUCCUCACGUAAGUCACUUAACCGCUUUAUCGCAAAGGAUCCAAGUAGACAAGAAAAGAAUCAAUCACUGACACCUGCCCCCCUUCUAUUGACGUUGCUUUUAGGGCCCUGCUGGACCGCCUGGUGUGACCGGCGAGACCGGAGAUAGCGGCGACGUGGGUGAGUCUGGUGACGAUGGACUGCCCGGUCCUCGCGGCUUCCCCGGACGAGAUGUGAGUUAAUACUCUGCCCUUGACUGCCCCAAAUGAGUGCCUGAUUAGGAAACAUCUGAUCUCUCUUAAGGUACCUUGGAUUUUACCGCGUGUGUUUAUGUGGGCUUUGUUAUACACGUUAAUGUCUGCUUAAGCAUCCUGGCUAAUAUAACCCGAUGGCUUGAUGUAGGACGCGCGAUAUAUUACGGGGGACGGUUUUGGAAUAGAGUCAUGAUUUACGGAGAAUGGAAAACGCGACCAUGCGCGGCACAGCAGGCCAAACCGGCUGAGAGAUGUACGCGUGAAAUCGGCCAGCCAAUCAACGUGCACUGCGCCACUAAACAAAUGUGAUACCUUUGCUCACGCGAGUGGCCCAAUCAGUGGCCUGCGGAAAAUUCGGCUCGUUCACAGAGGGAUUAUCGCACAAGAAACGGACAGUUCACGACCACCACGCCAGAGGCCCCACAUGUUCCAGAACUGUAAGCAGUCCAGUGAAUAAGACGAGUUAUAGCAAGUAGGGUGUCGUGUUACUCAAGCUGGCAGAAUGAAGGGGUGGUUCCUGGGACCCACCUUCCUUCUCUCUCUCAUCCGCCUGUCUGGACAUAAUACCGUGACGUGCAUUCCAGUUGAUCGCGAUGUACCAACUCACCAGUAACGAAGAGAUGCAAACAGAUCAAGGGACCCAACGGUCCGUUUUUGGCUCAAUCGUCUAGUUGUGUUGGUUGUUGUGGAGCAGACAAAAGUUAACCUUACCUGAGCAAAAACCAAAUCGGAGGACCCUCGCUCUACGGCUGUAAGUGAAAACACUAAACGAAGAGGUUGUGGUGAAAGCAACUGCUACAUUCGUGCAGUGCUUGUUAGACAUAACAACUCAGGCAUACAUAAAAGUCCAGUAAGCGGAGAAGGGUCUGCCACACGUUCCUGGAAAAAAAAGUGACAUAUAUCCUAUUAAAUAUUUCUUUCGUAUUACCCACCAAGGGACUCCCAGUUGUCUAUGGAGGUCUAAGGAAUAGAUCCGGAAAUACAAGGGACUAAGACAACAGCUUCUUCAAACUUGCGUACCCCUAAUUAGUGGGCCGUACCUCUAACCGAUAACUAUCGCCGGGAGCACCCAUAGUCCUCAAGUGAGCUCGAACCCAUGGAUCGACAUCACUGUAAAACCGUGGUUCCACCGGUGCCAAAGUACCAAUUCUCCCUUGUCGGUGUUAGUCCGUAUUUCUCCACAAUGAAAUGCACGCACACCCGUCUGACUGGUCUCUCAUGCUGAAGACUGGCAAAUUGUAAACUUCCUGCUUCUUUAAUGGGAUUGGACAGUUUUGACUGCAUGAUUAUUUGGCAAAUUGUCGUUCACGACCUUGAGGACUCUCUGUAACAGCCGAGUAAAGAGUCCAUGACUUUCAACGACAAUGAAACUAGCUGAAAAAAGGAAAAACAUUUUGCAUUUUAUAGGGUCUUCGAGGACCGCAAGGUGUUCGUGGCCCUCCCGGCCCUCCGGGAUUGAAACGCGCAGAGAAGCAAGUCGCCGGUUCUGUGGGUGCACAGGGAGCCAGAGGACCCACAGGAAAAACCGGUGCCCCCGGCGUGAUGGGACCGAAGGGUGAGCCUGGUGAGCCCGGCCAACCCGGUAUGACUGGUGAGGCGGGUGAGCGAGGCCCCGCUGGACCCCCCGGUGAUCCUGGUCCAGAUGGCAAAAAUGGAGCUGAUGGUGAAGAUGGUCAAGAAGGACCGCCUGGAGAGGCUGGACCACCCGGACCUCGUGGUCCCGCGGGAGAAUCAGGUGCUAUGGGUCCACCCGGUAUGUCCGGCAAACCUGGUCCAGUUGGACCCGUCGGUCUUCCUGGCAUGGCUGGUGAGCCCGGCAAACGCGGUCCGGCUGGACCUCCUGGUCCAGCUGGUGAAAGAGGUCCGACUGGUCCGGCUGGAAUUGAUGGCAUUGACGGACGUGAUGGACGUCCUGGACCGCAGGGUCGACGUGGACCAUCUGGACCUAUGGGUCCUGCAGGCGACUCCGGUGAGCCAGGCAAGGAGGGUCCUGAAGGUCCACCUGGACACCCUGGUUUUGCCGGUCCCGCUGGCGAGCCCGGUGCAGAGGGUCCUGAGGGCAAAGAGGGCAUUGAAGGUGUUGCCGGUGAGCAGGGCCCGCAGGGUCCUUAUGGUGAAAUGGGCCCAGUUGGAGAAGUCGGUGAUGCUGGACCAACCGGUCGCGCUGGUCCCGCAGGCAAACGCGGUCCCACAGGCCCUGCUGGUCCACGUGGACCACAGGGUACUCCUGGCCCAACUGGUCCUCCCGGACACGAAGGUACACCCGGUCCUAUGGGUCCCAGAGGCCCACGUGGAGUUGCUGGUCCGAAGGGCGAACCUGGUGCCAAGGGCGAAAACGGUCCUAAUGGUCUUCCAGGGCCUGAUGGCGAAACUGGCCCACGGGGUCCCCAGGGACAACCUGGCCAAAGAGGCAAGGAAGGACGACCCGGAAAACGUGGUCCCGACGGUGCCAAGGGCACCCCUGGUGGUCGAGGACCCGUUGGUCUGCCUGGCCCUCCUGGCAAUGAUGGUCCCGCUGGUUACCCUGGCGCCAUGGGUGAACGUGGUCCCACUGGCCCCGACGGUGAACGAGGUCCCCAGGGUCCUCAAGGUCGACGAGGAGAGACCGGUGACGUGGGCGAGGCGGGUCCACAGGGACCUCCUGGAAACGACGGUGAUCCUGGUCCGCCUGGUGUCCAGGGUCCACCUGGUCCUCCCGGUCCACCGGGCCCCCCUGGCCAGAUUAUGAGCGUUCAGGCUCGUCGAUCACCAACCAAGGGCCUCCUCUACGGCGAUGACCCUCAGGCCUCUCGGAAGAUUGGCAUGAAUGCUGUCAAGAUUCCGCGCGGUACACGUGAGGUUCCUGCGCGAACCUGCUCCCAGCUGGCCCAGAUAUUCCCCAAGUAUCCAGAUGGUGAGUUAGCUAUAUUGGAAUCAAAGGCCUUAAUUUUUUUUUAUAAUAAUAAUAGUGUAUUUUAGGGUAAUAGGCAAUGACCUUGAUUACCCUAUUGAAAACGGUACAUACAAUAUUAAUGUUAAAUGCACAUUUUACUAGAAUGUUGUCAGUAAAAUAUUUGUUUACGGAAAACGUUUGUACAGUGUAUAGCUGCCAAGGGUGCGGCAGGCGGUCUUUUCAAUAGAACUGUGCAAUGAUUUACCGUACUAACAACACAGGUAUUAGCUAAAAGCCUGCACAUAUGAAAUUUUAAGUGCAGUUAUAUACAAUCCGCAUAAAGUGCAGUCAUUUGCAUAGUCUGACAGGGAAAAUUUCACAAAAAGUCAGGAAUGUGUUACAUAGGGAUGAAAUCAAGAAAUGAAAUUUAUGGCUGGCCGCAGAUAGCCCUGUAGUGAGAGUCGUCUCUUAUCAAAGAUCAAACGAUCCAGUUGCCUUUUGAAUACAGCCCUUCUAUCAGAUGUCACCACUUCACUCGGAAGUGAUUUCCACGGUCGAACAACACGCUGGCUGAAGGAAAACUUCCGAUGGUCUAGGCAUGUACGCUCCCGCUUGACUUUGUACGGAUGACCGCGUAGGUGACUCAUGGUCGUGAAUUUAAAGAAGUCUUCAGUUUUGAGCGAACGUUCAUGCCCGUGGAUAAUGCGGAAUGUCCAUAACAGGUCACACCUCAUUCGUCUAUAGGAUAGGGGAACGAGUUUAGCUGGAUCAGUCUUUCUGGGUAUGUCGGAGUCCUGGGACCGUCCACCAGUUUUGUGGCCCGUCUUUGCACCUGCUCUAUGGCAUCACUGUCUUUCUUCAUCCAGGGCAUCCAUGAUGGCAUUUCGUAUUCCAAAUGCUGUCUGACGAACGUGCCGAAUAUAUCUGAGAAGUGUUCUGGACGACUCUUUUGCAGUGCUGAGAGGACAGCAAGUUUGAGCAUGUUCAGACACCUAGGUCUUUGUGCGUGUCCACUUCUUUUAGUGGAACCCCAUUUAUGGUGUACUGGUAUUUUGGGAAUCUCCUCCGACCAGAUUCUAAUCUCAAGACUACACAUUUGGAUACGUUAAACGCUAGAAGCCACUUGCUGGACCAUGAAGCCAGCUUUUUAACAUCUUCCUGUAGUUUCUGCGCGUCGUCAACGCAGCUGAUUGUUUUCCAGAUCUUCACAUCAUCUGCAAACAUGAUGCCAUCGCAUCCAAGAUCUGCAGGCGGAUAAGGUUGAUAAGUAAACUAAGGCGGAUCAUGUCAUAGGAAGAAGUGUUAGUUAAAUUGACUUUCUCAAGAGGCAAAGGCGGAAAUUCAGAAAAUAUUAAAAGCAAUUUCACUUCAUUCUAAUAAAGGAGUUCUAUAACUGGCCCUCUGGUCACACAUGGGCUCGGCCGGAAACUUUAGGUCACAUUGGAAACUUUUGAUGAGCUAAAGGUCAACUUUUACUCCGAGCUGUCAUGAAUCCUUUGCAUUCGCAGGACUCUACUGGCUGGACCCUAACGGUGGCUUGCCCUUCGAUGCCGUUCAGGUCAAAUGCAAGAUCCAAAGCAGGGAGACCUGCAUUUCACCGAAACGUAGCGUCUUCCAGAUCGGCAAAUGGAUCAAGGUGGCUCCAGAAGAACCCAGCUGGUUCCAGCAGGUCAACGAAUUCGGCGAGGUCAGUUGCGAGAUGCCAGGUCUCUUUUAGAAGUGUGGAUGGCACAUAAAUGUGACGUAAAAGCCUACUUUCUGCCUCUUCUCUCCCCUCCUCCUGCAGUUUGACUAUGGAAUCGAUGCCGAUCAACUGAACUACCUAAAGAUCUUCAGCCACCGGGCGGUCCAGAGCCUGUACAUCAACUGCAGAGGUCUGGCGCAGUCAUCCAACUCCACGAGCAUGGACUUGGGUCUUCUUGGCGACGAUGACACCAUCCUGACCAUGCAUCAUCCCAAGAGGCGAUUCAUCCUGGAGAAGUCGACCUGUGGACAGGUAGGUAGCUGAGAAAAUUCACUUUCAUUUGCCUAACCAUCGACUAGUUGAGAGUUGGACCAUCAGAAUAUUGUAACGAUCCCAAUGUCAGUACAGAGACGACACAAAGAAAGUAAGGCUAGUAGGGGUUUUCGUGUACUAGGGGAAAAUGGAUAGUGUUGAAUUUAAGUGCUGGUUGUCUUUGAUUGAGCGAGGUUGUAUAUGGACAGUUUAAUUCCAAGAGUUUCGGAGGCGUAGUUUACUUAUGAUUUACGAGGUUUCCUACGCGAAGAGUAAAAUAUAGGUCCCGGUAAUAACGCCUCACGCAUCAUCAUCAUCAUCAUCAUCAUCAUCAUCAUCAUCAUCAUCAUCAUCAUCAUCAUCAUCAUCAUCAUCAUCAUCAUCAUCAUCAUCAUCAUCAUCAUCAUCAUCAUCAUCAUCAUCAUCAUCAUCAUCAUCAUCAUCAUCAUCAUCAUCAUCAUCACCACCACCACCACCACCACCACCACCACCACCACCACCACCACCAUCAUCAUCAUCAUCAUCAUCAUCAUCGAUGUGCAUGGCCCAGAUAACUUUGUCUGCGGCGUCAAACGAGUGGAUGUGCCAAUGGGAUGUGACCGUCGACCCGCUUAGUAGCAACUGUCUCCCAAAAGCCCUCAUGUUUCCUUUGCUCUACAUGCAAACGGCCGAGCGCAGUUUACCUUUGGUGCUUAUGGUGGUCGAGCUCUAGAGAUUUCGCAGGGACGCUUUCAAGCUGGUCUUCUGCAUACUGUCUAGGGGUUUCUCUUAUGGUAAUUAUGCUAUUUCUGAGUAACAGUCCCCGGCGAGUGUUCGGGUCUGAAAAAAGCACGUUUGGCGAACGGUCCUCUGGGCCAGUUAGGACGACUUCUUGUCAGGCUAAGUAAUCACGAUAUCGUCAAAAGUUAGGCGUGGAGUGCACACGCGCGACUUGCCAUUUUGCCUAACGCUCACUUCCUUCUCCGCGUCCUUCCAAACAGAUUGAAGACGGUGAGACGAUUGUACGCGUGGACGGCCGACCGGCACGCCUGCCUCUGCGAGAUGUGCAGUUGCCAGCCGGUGCCCUCAGCGUUCCGGCAUUCGGCGUUGAAGUGGGCGAGGUCUGCUUCUCCUAG
This is a messenger RNA of Spirometra erinaceieuropaei, 15406 nucleotides long. The record is from the annotation of a GenBank genome assembly. NCBI's taxonomy places the organism in Eukaryota, Metazoa, Platyhelminthes, Cestoda, Diphyllobothriidea, Diphyllobothriidae.